This is a messenger RNA of Rotaria socialis, 2895 nucleotides long. Lineage: Eukaryota; Metazoa; Rotifera; Eurotatoria; Philodinida; Philodinidae. The record is from the annotation of a GenBank genome assembly.
AUGUCACCAGCACCUGAUCUAAGUGAUGAAACCAUGAUUUUGAGUCCACCUCUUAAUGCAGCGGUUCUUAAUGUAAUUUCUUCAUCUGAUGAACUUGAUCAUAAUCCAUCUAAUGAAAAACCUAUCGAUCUUGGUUCAUUAACGAUCGAUUCAAUGGAAAGUAUUAAUUUACAUGAUGAUAAUGAGCCCCCUAUAUUAUCCAAAGAACCUAUGGCUCCAUUCACAAUUUGUUCAGCACCGUCCACACCAACAGGUGAACGUGAUCCACCAGUAAUAUUUCGACGAUCAUCAGUAACAGGUACUACAAGCAAUGAACCAACUGUAGUUGAAAUUAAAUAUCAAGGUGUUACGAAUAAUGUUGGUAUGAAUAGUGUUGGUACGAAUAGUGACGAUAGCAACGGUUUCAUUGAUACAUUUUUGGGUUGUUUAAAACCAAUAUUUUCUGCGGUAAAUAAAAUUGGUGAAAAUAUUAAAUCUAGUAGAGAUACAGCAAAUGCAUCAUUAAAACCAAAUGAUGGUUGGGAGAUUCCAAUUGAUAGUAUUAUGAAUGAUUUAAAAUUUAUUGGUACUGGUAUUGAAGGUAGAGUUUAUCUUGGUAAACUCAACGGGCAAAACGUGGCAUGUAAACAAGUCAAAACCGAGGCAGAAACCAAUAUAAAGCAUUUAAGAAAAUUAAAUCAUGUUAAUGUUAUUAGAUUUCGAGGUGUUUCUGUAUCAGCACCAUUAUUUUAUAUUGUUAUGGAUUAUUGCCCAUACGGCUCAUUAUAUGAUGUAUUAAAAAGACGUCGUGAAAUCAAUUCUUGUACAAAACCAACACAAGUUCUAGAUUGGUCAAAACAAAUUUCUAAUGGAAUUAAUUAUUUGCAUGCAAAUAAAAUUGUUCAUCGGGAUUUAAAAUCACCAAAUAUUCUUAUUGCAGAAAAUCAUGUUCUAAAAAUUUCCGAUUUUGGUACAAGUAAACAGUUGGCCAAAAAACAAGGUCAGAUUAUGUCAUUUAAUGGGACAACAGCUUGGAUGGCACCUGAAGUUAUUCGACAAGAGCUUUGUUCAGAAAAAAUUGAUGUUUGGUCGUUUGGUAUUGUUCUUUGGGAGAUUUUAACCUGUCAAGUACCAUAUCAAAAUAUAGAUCCAAACGCAAUUUUAUGGGGUGUUGGUAAAGGUAGUUUGACAUUACCGAUUCCAUCAUCGGCUCCUGAAGGUUUUAAAUUGUUAAUGACGAUGUGUUGGAAUCAACGGUCAGUAAGCCGGCCAUCAUUUCAACAGAUAAUCAAACACUUAAAUAUUAGUGAAUCAGAAAUAGUUUUAUUUGAGCAAGAACAAGAGUAUGUUGAAUUAACACGCAUAUGGUCUGUUGAAAUCCAUGAACAGUUGGCACGCUUAGCAACUAUUGAUAUAUCAUCAACACUGAAUAUGAGUAAUGAUGAAUUAAUGAAAAAACGCAGAGAAGAAUUACAACAUAUUGCUGAUAUACGUUCACAUUAUCAAGCAAAAUUACAGGACGUUAAUUCACUUUACAUUGAAUUAUCGUCAUUGAUGAUGCAAUUACAAAAACGCGAACAAGAAAUUAAGAAAAAAGAACGAUUACUUAAUAUUCAGCAUCAUUCGUCGUCAGGAAAUACAAAUGCAAAAAAACGAACAACUAAUUCUCUAUCAGAAGCUAGAAAAAGGUCUUUACAAAUAAUAAAAGCCGUGAGCUUUAAUCCGAAAGAUCCGGUUUCGAUAUUACCUCAAAGAUCACCAAAACAAGGAAAUUUAGUUAAAUCAAGUAAUGCAUUGUCGAAUAAUCAGCCAUCCAUUGGUUCAUUCAAUAAUGUUUUAAAUCGUCCAAAUAAUAUUCAAACAUCGCCACCAGUCAUUCCCACAGCAAUAAAUACUCCAGAUACGUCAAGUACUAAAAAUCCACAACGACGUAAAAAAGGUCCUGGUCAUCGUCGUAAUAAUAGUAAAGGAAGUGUAACAUCAUGGACGCCACCAACACUUUCUGCUAUUGCAGAUCAAGAAAUGAAACGUGCUUCUAUACAUCUAAUACCAAGCAUGAUCGAAAAAACUAUUCCCGAAAUUCAAUCAUUCAAUGCAUCAACCGAAAGGAAUUCCAUGACCUCGGUUAAACCGACAGUAUCAUCGAUUUCGGCUGAUAUUGAUUCGAAGCCAAAUACGAUGAGUCGACAGUUAAAUCCAAAAAAUCUUAAACUUGAUCUUGAAACGUCAGCAAAUUUACAAAUGACACCAACAAAUCAACAACGACCAUCAACUACAUUUACUUAUAUUCAACGUAAAUCAUCCAGUAGUGAUCCCGAAGAUUUUUAUGAAAAUGACCAUCAUAAUAUUGCUCGACAGCGUCGACGACGUAAUUUGAUUUUAAAUAAUAAUAAAAUAUCUUCACCAUCAUCAAUAACACAACGAUCAAUUAAAUCAAAUACAGCCGAUCAACAAACACCACAAAUAGAUGAGUUAGAAAAUAAUAAGCACUUAAUUGAGAAUAAAAAUGAUAAUGACAAAAUAAAUGAUCACCGUAAAUAUCCACGAUCUGUUAGUUUUCAAUUUUCACCAUCAAAUACACAUGAUCGUAGUCCAUCCUACCAACAACGAAAAACAUUUAAUAGACAUAUACCUUACAGUUCAUCAGAAGAAGGCGAAGUUGAAGAAAUUCCAAGUGAUCAUUAUAUACUCGAUGAUGAAAAACAUCGAGCUAAACAUGAAGAUUUAAAUCGAGAAUCAAAUGGUAUAUUUUCAUCUGAAAGCGAAAUCUAUAAUGAACACAAUAAACAUUCGGUAUCAUUAAAAAAUGAAGGCACUUUCUCUGAUGAAGGUGGUCAUCUAUCUGAUGAUCGACCUGCAUCACGUGAAUCACUAGUAAACAGUGACCCAGAACAUGAAUGGCCUAAUCAUAAAUAA